Condylura cristata (star-nosed mole) is the source of this 3936-nucleotide messenger RNA. RefSeq names its product transmembrane channel-like 7 (gene TMC7). The coding region runs from base 258 to 2108 and encodes 616 amino acids. The record is from RefSeq and is a predicted model, not a curated record. Gene Ontology annotation, molecular function: mechanosensitive monoatomic ion channel activity. The transcript has 15 exons. Gene Ontology annotation, cellular component: plasma membrane. Lineage: Eukaryota; Metazoa; Chordata; Mammalia; Eulipotyphla; Talpidae.
AGAGCCUCUCUUUGGACGCCAGUUGCUUUUCUCCACCUGUGACUUUCCUUCAAGAAUUGCCAAGCUACCGGUCUAUUGCACGGAAGAGGACAAACCUUGCCCGAGACAAGCAAAGUGGCGCUUUGCUGAAGCCAACAGAUUCUUACUACUCCCAGCUGGAGGGAGGAAUCACUGAAAACUUUGACAACCAAUCCAUUCGGAAGUAUGCACUGAACAUUUCUGAGAAGCGGAGACUAAGGGACAUUCAGGAAACCCAAAUGAAGUAUUUAUCGGAAUGGGACCAGUGGAAACGGUAUAGCAGUAAGUCUUGGAAGAGGUUCAUCGAGAAGGCUCGAGAGACGGCCGCCCACCUGGAGCUGUGGCGGGAGGACAUUCGCAGCAUCGGAGGGAAAUUUGGCACUGGGAUUCAGUCCUAUUUCUCCUUCUUGCGGUUUCUGGUGUUGCUGAAUUCGGUGAUAUUUCUGAUCAUCUUCAUGCUGGUUUUGCUCCCAAUCUUGCUCACCAAGUACAAGGUCACCAACAGCAGCUUUGUCCUCAUUCCAACCAAAGGCAUAGAUAUUCAGUGCACGGUUUACCCAAAAAGUAGCUCCGGACUGGUUUACUUUUACAGUUACAUUGUAGACUUGCUCUCUGGCACUGGUUUCUUGGAGGAGACCUCUCUCUUUUAUGGACAUUACACCAUUGAUGGGGUGAAAUUUCACAGCUUCACCUAUGAUCUGCCCCUGGCUUAUUUAUUAAGCACAAUUGUCUACUUGGCCCUGAGCCUUCUUUGGAUUGUGAAAAGGUCGGUGGAAGGCUUCAAAAUCAACCUGAUCCGAAGCGAGGACCACUUCCAGAGUUACUGCAACAAGAUCUUCGCUGGCUGGGACUUCUGCAUCACCAACCGCAGCAUGGCUGAACUCAAGCACGGCAGCCUGCGUUAUGAGCUGCGAGCAGAUUUGGAGGAAGAAAGAAUACGGCGGAAAAUAGCAGAAAGGACCUCGGAAGAAACCAUCAGGAUUUACUCGCUGAGACUGUUUUUGAACUGCAUUGUCCUGGCAGUGUUAGCGGCUUGCUUCUAUGCCAUCUACAGAGCGACUAUAUUCUCGCAGGAACACAUGAAAAAAGAAAUUGACAAGAUGGUUUUUGGAGAAAAUCUCUUAAUAAUGUACCUGCCCUCCAUUGUGAUCACCCUGGCCAAUUUUAUCACCCCCGUGAUCUUUGCCAGGAUCAUCCAUUACGAGGAUUAUUCCCCAGGCUUUGAGAUCCGGCUGACAAUCCUUAGGUGCGUCUUCAUGCGGUUGGCCACCAUCUGUGUGCUGGUGUUCACCCUGGGCUCCAAGAUAACUUCCUGCGAUAACAACUCGUGUGAGCUCUGCGGCUACAACCAGAAACUCUACCCGUGCUGGGAGACUCAAGUUGGGCAGGAAAUGUACAAGCUGAUGAUCUUUGACCUCAUCAUCACCUUGGCUGUGACCCUGUUUGUGGAUUUUCCUAGAAAGCUCCUGGUGACCUACUGCUCCUCUUCAAAGCUCAUUCAGUGCUGGGGGCAGCAGGAAUUUGCCAUUCCUGAUAACGUUCUGGGGAUUGUUUAUGGGCAAACCAUCUGCUGGAUUGGAGCCUUUUUCUCACCCCUACUCCCUGCAAUUGCAACCUUGAAAUUCAUUGUCAUCUUUUAUGUGAAAGAGAUGAGUCUUCUGUAUACCUGCAGACCCUCCCCGAGGCAGUUCAGAGCAUCCAAUUCUAAUUUCUUCUUCCUGUUGGUGUUGUUAAUUGGGCUGUGUUUGGCAAUCAUACCUUUGACGAUCAGCAUGGCGCGCAUCCCUUCCUCCAAAGCGUGCGGGCCGUUCACCAGUGCCAACACCACCUGGGAGGUCAUCCCCAGGACGGUGAGCACGUUCCCCAGCUCGCUGCAGUCGCUGGUGUACAGCAUCACGUCGGAAGCCUUCGCGGUACCCUUCUUCAUGAUCAUCUGCCUCAUCAUGUUCUACUUCAUUGCCCUCGCCGGAGCCCACAAGCGCGUGGUGGCCCAGCUCCGAGAGCAGCUGUCCCUGGAAAGUCGGGACAAGCGUUACCUAAUUCAGAAGCUGACGGAAGCCCAGAAGGACAUGAGGAGCCGACUGGAAUGACCCAGGGGCCUGCCCAGCCCACCUGGGUUUUGAGCAGGGAAUUUUAAAUUUAUUUUUUUGGAGUUCAGGCUUUUCCUGAAAGUGACCCUCCGUGCAGCUGAGGUGGGCACAUUUACGAAACCCAGCCCUGUUUAGGACUUGAGUGACUUAGAGAAGAGCAGGUUCAAACUCAGCUAUCCUGGACAUCGGCGGUGCCGUGAGGCCUCCACUGGAGAGCAAACUCAGGGAGCUCUUGUAAAGCAGCAGAGGCCAUUUACUGGUCCCAGCGCCUGUCUGAUAUGCCGUGAAGGCCGCUGACCGGGCAUCGGGGCCCUUUCUUUGAACUCAGUUCUAGAGGUUUAGAUGGAGAUGCGAGCCCUCAGACGUGUCCCCAUCUGAAUGGCUGUGUAGACUUCAAAUGAAAUAAGCUUUUUUGUGCGAGGAGAAAUUCUGGAAUCCUGGUGUUUGGAACAGCUCGCCGGGACUUGGAGAACAGAGCUAUGGGAUUUCUGCUCCGCGGCAGCAGCAUAGAGAGAGAAGCCCAUCCGUGUAGUGUGCAGGAGCUGCCCCUGCACGCCAUGGGUGACGCUCGGGGUGAUGGCAGCCUGGGGUCCUGAGCUUGCUGGGCGUCAGGCUGCAGCCUCAUUUUUCAGGGAGAGCUGCUUCCAAGGCCCUGGAAAUGCACAAGCUGUCGGUUUCCUCGUCCGGAGUUCUGAGCAUUGACUUCGUGUCAGAAUUUAACAGCAGAGAUUAUCUCCGUGUUCCAGAUGCCUCACGCCUCCGGCAUGAGGGCUCCAAUCUGGGAGAAACAGUCCACCUGUCAGAGGCAGCCUGGGAUUUACAUCUGCCUCGGAGGCAGACAGGCUGUGGGUUUCAGUAUGGAAGUGCCUGGGGCUGCAGGUUGCAGUCCCGGGCCCAGGCUGGACAAAUGGACCAAGCAAGACUGACUGCUGCUUUCCUGAAUGCACAGGUCCGGAUUAAGGGCUGGUGUGUUUCUGUGUUCUUACAUUUUCUUCAAGUGCACAUGCCUUUAUAAAACAUGCAGGGUGUCCUCAGACUUCCGUUAUGGUAAAAACGGUAUGCAGCAAAUACCUCAUCGUAAGCUCACCCCAAACUGAUAGCUCUGAACCUUUUAAUAUAAGCCUGUCAUCAUUUGAUGCAGUCCGUCUUCAUUUCAGCAUCUCCAGAAUCUUUUUUUGAAGUACUGUAGUUUUGCAGAAGACCAGUUUUCUUUGCUGUCUCUAAAAUAUUUGUAGCCUGAAAUCUGAAGUUGGGUACAGUUUUUACAAAGCUCCCCAACCCCUUUCACCCCAACCCCUUUCACCCAUUCCUUGAGCACGAGAGCAAAGCUAACUUAGCAGCGCUCACACCUUUUUUAUGUUUGUCCCUCUCUAUCUUUGCCAGGCCAUUUUCUUGCUCUUCCACAAAGUUAGCACUGACAUGGGCUACUUCUGUACUUGAAAGACUAAGGACUUUUUCAAGUCCUGUGAUGAUUUAAGAGUUUCUUGGUGUAAUAAUCAGGACCAUGGAAUUCUGAAAGCUCAUACCAUAUUCACUUUAAAAUGCAGGUUCCAAUUUUUUUCACAUAGUUCCUUUAUAUAAAAUGUUCCUGCCUUCAGCAUGUCUGAGGUUUUCUGUGUGUGUGCAUAUGAAAUAGAAAAUAUGAUUUCUUUCCCUGUUAUAAAACUGAUUCUGUACUAACAUGUUAGUUUCUGUUAAAUGCUGCUACUUUGCAUACCUCUUGUUUGAAUGUUUUGUAUGUAUUUUGAUAACUUCAGGUGAUAUCUGCAUAAUUGUUAAAAUGCAGUUCUAACAAAUGUGCAUUAAAACUACUGAUUAAACAGUAUCU